GUGGUGCCGCGCGGCGGGGACGUCGUGUUCGGACGCGUGACGCGCGUGCUCGAGAAGGCGGCGCACGUGGAGAUCGCGGCGGUGAACGGAAGGGCGCCGAGGGGAGGGGAUUUCGCGGGCGUCGUGCGAAGGCAAGACGCGCGCGCGCACGCGGUGGACUCGGUGGAGCUGGAGAGGUGCUUCAGGGCGGGGGACGUCGUCAGAGCGAAGGUGCUGUCGCUGGGCGACGCGCGGUCGUUUUAUCUGACGACGGCGGGUGACGAUUUGGGGGUGGUGCGGGCGACGCACGGGACGUCGCGCGCGACGAUGCUUCCGAUCGGUUGGACCGAGGUGCAGUGCCCGGUGACGGGGGAGGUUGAGGAUAGAAAGGUGGCGAGAGUG
Ostreococcus lucimarinus CCE9901 is the source of this 381-nucleotide messenger RNA. RefSeq lists its product with no specific name. The annotation marks the transcript as partial. Gene Ontology annotation, biological process: RNA processing. The transcript has a single exon. Lineage: Eukaryota; Viridiplantae; Chlorophyta; Mamiellophyceae; Mamiellales; Bathycoccaceae. Gene Ontology annotation, cellular component: nuclear exosome (RNase complex); cytoplasm. The record is from RefSeq and is a predicted model, not a curated record. Gene Ontology annotation, molecular function: RNA binding.